AUGAGCUCGCCGCCAACCACUCCUGAGGCGCCGGACUCGCCCAUCCCAGCAUACGACGACACCGUCGAACUCGCCCCGGAGUCGGGCUACAACUUGGACGCGAAAAUCGAGUACCGCAACCUCAAAUACAAACUGCCCACCGACCACUUGAAUUGCCCUAUAUGCCAGCAACCGUUUAUCGAACCGCUCACCACCAUUUGUGGACACACCUUCUGUAAAGAGUGCAUCCAAGAAUGCUUCAAAAUGGCCAAGGACGGCAAUGUUACCCGGGGAAGUUGUCCCCUCGAUCGCACACCAUUAGACGCCACCAACAUCAAUCAAUUAUUUCCUACGCCAUUACUCAUAACAAACUUGGUUGAUGACCUCAAGGUGUAUUGUCUUAACCAAACCAGAGGCUGUGAAUGGAAUGGAAGCCGUUGGGAGCUCGAACACCAUCUCGACUUUGACUGCAACCACACGGGUGUGGUGUGCCACGGGAUAAGGCACGAUGAAGUCGACGACGAAGGCAAUCCUGUGAAAUGUCCACGGCUUGUGGAGCGGCAGUAUCUUGGCAAAUCUUCAGAAUGUGCUCACAAACUAUACACCUGCAAAUUCUGUAAGAAGCAAGUCUGCAAAAUUACUGAAAACACACACCUCGAAACCGAGUGCCUUUUCAACUACAAAACUUGUGACUUAUGUUUGAACGACUGUAUUGCUCAGAAGAAUUUGGAGAAGCACAGAGAGAACUGUUCACACGUCGGCCACAUUACUUGCCUGGCGCGCGAUCUCGGGUGCAAAUGGAUGGGGGGUAACGAGACCCUGCUCGAAAUCCAUUUGGAAAAUUGUCCUCUUUUCCAAUUCAUGCCGGUUUAUCAAAAACUCUCCGACCAAGUGAGUGGCCUCGCUACUGAAAAUCAAUUCCUCCAAAAACAAAUCAACAAAAUACUAGACCUGAUAAUACAGGGGAAAAUCACCAACUUGGGUUACGCCGAAAACCUUGAAACUAUUCUGCUGGAGAAGUCAUCUGCAACUGACCAGCAAUUACUUUGUGUGAACUUCGAACUUGACCGGCUCAAAUACGAAGUCAACGAGAAAAUAUUGCCAUUCAUAAGUAAGCAACGUCAAAGCGAGCAGGAGCUGAUGAUGUCAAAUAUCAUGAAUGAUUCAUUCAUGAUGCGGGAAGACCUCAACCUUCAGCGUAUGGUGAUCAACUCUUUGCGCAAACAAAUCCAGUUUAUGAUGUUUUCCCGAGGCCCUCACCGGAUGAUGGGCCUCAAUCCAAUGUCGGGCCCCUCUAUCGAUAACCCCAUGGCUCCUCCUUUUGAUGUGCGACCUCCAGGUGCUGGUAGCUACAUGAGUUACGAGGAUAUGGCGCAAGAUCUUCUAGACUCCUCGUCACGAAGCAGCCUGGAAGAACGAAUUUGCUUGAAACUUUAG
Diutina rugosa is the source of this 1416-nucleotide messenger RNA. RefSeq lists its product as uncharacterized. Bases 1 to 1416 code for a protein of 471 amino acids. Lineage: Eukaryota; Fungi; Ascomycota; Pichiomycetes; Serinales; Debaryomycetaceae. The record is from RefSeq and is a predicted model, not a curated record. The transcript has a single exon.